AAACUCGCUAUUUUCAUAGGUGUUGCAUUUGUAAACCAAACCCUAGAGACCACUGAUCGCUACUGUAUUCAUCAUCUUCUCAUCAUCGUCAAGCAAUCAUGGGUUCAGAUGCAGAUAUGGAGGAUUAUGGAUUUGAGUACUCUGAGGAGGAACCUGAAGAGCAAGACGUGGACAUUGAAAAUCAAUAUUACAAUUCUAAAGGUUUGGUGGAGACUGAUCCAGAGGGUGCACUUACUGGUUUUGCUGAAGUAGUUCAGAUGGAACCUGAGAAAGCAGAAUGGGGAUUCAAAGCACUAAAACAGACUGUGAAACUUUAUUACCGUUUAGGGAGGUACAAGGAGAUGACAGAUGCAUAUAGGGAAAUGUUAACCUACAUUAAAUCUGCAGUAACUCGAAAUUACAGUGAAAAAUGUAUAAACAAUAUCAUGGAUUUUGUCUCUGGGUCUGCUAGUCAAAACUUUGGUCUUUUACAAGAGUUCUAUCAAACCACUUUGAAAGCACUUGAAGAAGCUAAGAAUGAGAGAUUAUGGUUCAAGACAAAUCUUAAGCUUUGCAAGAUCUGGUUUGACAUGGGUGAAUAUGGUAGAAUGAAUAAGAUUUUGAAGGAGCUUCAUAAAUCUUGUCAAAGGGCAGAUGGGACUGAUGAUCAAAAGAAAGGAACUCAGUUACUGGAAGUGUAUGCCAUUGAGAUUCAAAUGUACACAGAGACUAAGAACAACAAAAAACUCAAGCAAUUGUACCAAAAAGCCCUUACUAUCAAAUCUGCAAUCCCACAUCCAAGAAUCAUGGGAAUAAUACACGAAUGUGGUGGCAAAAUGCAUAUGGCAGAACGCCAAUGGGCAGAAGCAGCUACUGACUUUUUUGAAGCUUUUAAAAACUAUGAUGAAGCCGGGAAUCAAAGAAGAAUCCAGUGUCUGAAAUACUUGGUGCUAGCAAACAUGCUUAUGCAAUCUGAGGUCAACCCAUUUGAUGGUCAAGAAGCGAAACCAUACAAAAACGAUCCAGAAAUCUUGGCUAUGACAAACUUAAUUGCAGCAUAUCAACGUAAUGAAAUAUUAGAAUUUGAGAAAAUCCUCAAGAGCAACAGAAGAACAAUCAUGGAUGAUCCUUUUAUCAGAAAUUACAUUGAAGAUCUUCUGAAAAACAUUAGAACCCAAGUGUUACUCAAGCUAAUUAAGCCAUACACCAGGAUCAGGAUCCCCUUCAUAUCCAAGGAGCUGAAUGUGCCAGAAGCUGAUGUGGAACAGCUUUUAGUGUCGCUGAUAUUGGACAACAAAGUGCAGGGUCACAUUGAUCAAGUUAACAGGCUGUUGGAGCGUGGUGACAGGUCAAAGGGAAUGAAGAAAUACACUGCUGUGGAGAAAUGGAAUACGCAGCUUAGGUCACUUUAUCAAAGUGUUGGGAAUAGAGUUGGUUGAGAAUGAGGUUUGAAAAAAAAAUAUAUAUUGACUUGUGAUGAGAUUUUGUUUGUUUCCAUCGCGGCAUAUUUUGUCCAUCAUGUCAAAUUGGUAAAGUUUGUAUCUAAAGGAAAACUCAAGUCGAGGAUUAAUGUGUUUUGAUUAUUGAUUGCAUUUGUGCGUUUGGUAUUUGGGCGACA
Messenger RNA from Lactuca virosa, 1597 nucleotides. The record is from the annotation of a GenBank genome assembly. NCBI's taxonomy places the organism in Eukaryota, Viridiplantae, Streptophyta, Magnoliopsida, Asterales, Asteraceae.